UCUGCAGGAGGACAAUGGAUUGCUACAGAAAAUACGCAGCUGUCUUUCUGGUCAUGUUGUCCAUGUUUCUACAUAUUCUUCAUUCUCUUCCUGAUGGAGACUCGAUUAUUCAGGAUUGCCCAGAAUGUAAACUGAAGGAAAAUAAAUACUUCUCCAGGCUGGGCAACCCCGUCUAUCAGUGCAUGGGCUGCUGCUUCUCCAGGGCAUACCCCACUCCAGCCAGGUCCAAGAAGACAAUGCUGGUUCCAAAGAAUAUCACCUCGGAGGCCACAUGCUGUGUGGCCAAAUCAUUUACUAAGACCACAGUCUUGGGAUAUGCUCGAGUGGAGAACCACACGGAAUGCCACUGCAGUACGUGUUACUAUCACAAGGUUUAGCUUCCGGCAGGAGGCUGUGCUGGGGAUGGCUGGUCUGCGGGGCGGCACCGUGUGACCCCGCCUCCCACACUGCAGCCGCGUGCCAUCCCCUCACACUUCAGUGCAGUGGGCAGUCUCUUCUUAGGGAAAGUAGAGUCUUUAGCAUGAUCACCAAAGUUGGUUUCGUCAGAAAUAAAGCCUUUUAAGUCA
Microtus ochrogaster (prairie vole) is the source of this 566-nucleotide messenger RNA. RefSeq names its product glycoprotein hormones, alpha polypeptide (gene Cga). The record is from RefSeq and is a predicted model, not a curated record. Gene Ontology annotation, biological process: thyroid hormone generation; positive regulation of steroid biosynthetic process. NCBI's taxonomy places the organism in Eukaryota, Metazoa, Chordata, Mammalia, Rodentia, Cricetidae. Gene Ontology annotation, molecular function: follicle-stimulating hormone activity. Gene Ontology annotation, cellular component: extracellular region; follicle-stimulating hormone complex.